Messenger RNA from Trichogramma pretiosum, 5459 nucleotides. Its product is annotated as hemicentin-1-like. Bases 1731 to 4724 code for a protein of 997 amino acids. The transcript has 12 exons. Gene Ontology annotation, molecular function: protein binding. Lineage: Eukaryota; Metazoa; Arthropoda; Insecta; Hymenoptera; Trichogrammatidae. The record is from RefSeq and is a predicted model, not a curated record.
AUAAUUUUUAGUGAACGUAUCGAAGACAGUGCGCGAAUGUGAUUUUCGUGCGUCGACGGUGUUUCGUUGUGCUUUCUGCAGCUCAAAUACAGUGCCAAAUUCUUGUCGGAGUAGUUGCUGCGCGAGUGCUAGCGAAAAAGCGCAAAGCGUAUACUUAGGUAGGAUAGCUGAGAGAGCAGAGCGCGCGUAUACUGCAGCAGUAGCAGCAGAGCACGUGACUGUUUUGUACAAGGGCUGCACAAUUACUGCAGCGCAGCUCCUCUAGCCCGGCGCCCCAAAACGAAAUAAAACAAAACAAAACAAGCCGAAAGGCAAGCGAACGAGAGAUAGAGAGAUGAGAAUGUUAUAAGCUCGCGAAGGAUGGUAUUACGGUAAUAAAUAAACGAGCUGAUUGCGCUCUGCGGUGCUGCUGUCGAAUGCAGUGGCCGGCUGCAAAUACACACACACGAGUAUAAUACGUAUAGCGCGUCGAGCUCUCUCGUACGAUUAAUCGAGCUGCAGCUCGCGUAUGGCUCACCUACAUUACGUGCAAGGGCGAGCACUGCAAAGACCACUACUUACACACGUGCGCGCACUUUGCAAUAUCUCUCUCUCUUCUUUUGCCGCUCGUGUACAUGCUGUGGAAAGAAGAAAGAGCCGCCCAUGAAAUAAUAAUCAAGAGCCGCGAAUCAGCUCAAUCAACGCUCGAGCGCUGGACUCGCUUCGACUAUAACGUACUAACGUAGUAGCCGUAGCAAAGGAAGUAAUAGAGGCCUGACCUAACCCUUUUUCCUAAAGCUCAUACAUCACUUUCUCUUUCUCUCUCUCUCUCUCUCUUUCUCUCUCUUUCCCUACGUUCCUCGUUAGUUACCUUUCCCCGGACUGCAGCAGUAUUCUCUGCGCUGGACGCGCUUACACAUUUAUAUAUCAUCCGAAGUCGCUGCUGCUACAACUCGUGCGCCCGUGUAUCUCUGCUUUUAUUUUGCUGCUUUUUUCUUUGACUCGUCGCUCGAAUCCUAUACUGCCGUUUCGUGCCAAUAGGCCCGUCGAGCGCCCCCGAGUAAUAAGGAGAAGGAGAUAUAGCAGCGCGCGGCACAUUGGACAUGCAUACACACGAACUGGCGCACAACGGCGGCACAGACGCACAUGGAUGCAGCGAGAGCUGGAGCUGGCAAAGGCUUGUUGAUGAAAGGGCUCGAGCGCAAAAGUAUUAACGAGCGUCGCUGCACGAGUACGAGUAUUCAUCGUCGUCGUCGUCGUCGUCGUGGUAUGCCUAGGCGCCAGGAGCUACUGUACACCGACUCGCUACUCACACAUCGGCACGUGUGCCACUACUGCUGCUGCUUAUGUGCAUGUGCGCGUAGAGCCACUACUACUAGUAUUGAUGCUUGCAUCGCUACUGCAAGCUAGCUGCCUUGUGAUUAGCCGCAUCGUCGCGAUAUUUCGCUUCCGUCCUCCCUCGAGGAGAUAGUGAGUGAGCGAGCUUUUUCUCUCUCUCCCUCAACGUGUUGUACGUGUGUAACAAAGGACUGCGCUUGUAUAGCCGCGAGUGUGUUUUUUCGCUCUGUGUCUGUGUGUCAUCUGUGUCUCCUAUAUAUAUAUAUACGUCGCGCAGUGUGCAGUGUGCGGUAUAUAAAGCUCCGCAAGUAUAUGUAUCGAGCGAUAUAUACACGAUAUCGGUGCUUUGUUUCGAUGCUUGUGCAGCCGCCGUUGUUGUUGGCGCACCGAUACUGAACUGCUGCAGCAAGGGAAUGAAAAAAAUGCACGGCUACCGGACGUUGCCGAGCUUGCUGCCGCUGCUACGUCGGCCGUUCUUGUUGCAGCUGCUGCUGCCGCUGCUGCUGACGACGACUUGGGUCGCUAAUAUCCAGGCACUUCUGCAGCCAUCGGCCGAGAUAUCGGAUCUGGAUAAGCCAAUAUCCUUUAUCAGCGUCUACGGGGUAGCAGAUAACAGGGUAAAAUUGCCUUGUGACUUGGAAUCCGAGAACAACGACGCAGUAAAACUAGUCUUAUGGUACAAAGAACCAGGCAAUGAACCAAUUUAUGGAUUCGAUAUGCGCAAUGGAAAUCACGACGUUCUACGCAGAUCAUCGCCGCAAGCGCUCGGUCACAGAGCUUAUUUCAUUACCGCAGCAAAGCCGGCGCACUUGAGUAUUACUGACCUAAAGCUCAAGGACGAGGGGAUUUACAGAUGCCGAGUGGACUUUGUCAAUUCUCCGACGAAAAAUCAAAAGAUUAAUCUCACCGUAAUAAAGCCUCCGGACAAACCCGUCAUUUUGGACGGCGGGACUAUGAGGCCGGUAUCGGAAUUGGAGAAGCGCUACAACGAAGGCGCGAGUGUCAAGCUGAUAUGUGCGACGAGCGGCGGUAGGCCGGCACCUAGGCUCACUUGGUUCCUCGAAAAUACCGUGAUUGACGAGUCGUACGAGUUCAAGAGUGACACCGGACAGACGCUCAAUCAUUUGUCUUAUCCACGCGUCGGUAGGCAGCAUCUUAAAGCGAGAUUGGUCUGCCAAGCCAGCAACACGAAUCUCGCCCCACCCCAGACGGCUCUGCUCAUCCUCGACGUUAAUCUCAAGCCGCUGGACGUGCACAUCUUAACGAAGGAAAGCAAAAUACAGGCGGAAAAAAAGUACGAAGUCGAAUGCCGCAGUACCGGCUCGAGGCCCGAAGCUGCGAUUACCUGGUGGAUAGCCAACGAGAGAAUCUACAACCAGUCAAAAACCUAUGCGGCCGUGAACAAUCAAAGCCUGAGUGUACUGAGCUUCGUGCCGAGCAUCGAGGACGACGGCAAAUAUCUCACGUGCAGGUCGGAGAAUCCGAAUAUAGCGGACAGUGCUCUGGAGGAUAAAUGGCGUUUGGACGUGCAGUAUCAGCCGCUGGUGAAACUAAGUAUGGGCAGCUCUCUCAAUCCGGACGACAUCAAGGAGGGCGACGACGUCUACUUCGAAUGCGCGGUGCGCGCCAAUCCCAAGGCCUACAAGCUCUCCUGGUUCAAGGAUUCGAAAGAGCUGAGAAACAACCUGACACUGGGCAUCGUAUUGAGCGAUCGCUCGCUGGUACUUCAGCGUGUUACUCGACAUUCGGCCGGCGAUUACACUUGUCUAGCCAUCAACGACGAGGGCAAAACCGUCAGUAAUCCUGUACCUCUUCGGGUCAUGUAUGCACCUGUGUGUAAAGAAGGUAAAUCUGAGGUAGUCGUCGGGGCUUUGAAGCAAGAGACCAUAUCAUUGGUUUGCGCGGUAGAAUCUCACCCAGCGCCGUUAACGUUUCACUGGACCUUCAAUAAUUCUGGCGAAUUAAUAGAAAUGCCCCAGACGCGUUAUUCCCACGCGACUACCUCGUCCACAUCAAUCGGUUCUCAGCUACAGCAGCAGCAGCAGCUCGAUAAUAGCAGCAGCCAACAGCAGCAGCAGCAUCAGCUGAAGGAAUACCAAGAGUUUCACGGGGUGAGGAUGAACUACACGCCCUCGACGGAAAUGGAUUACGGUACCGUCGCCUGCUGGGCUAGUAAUCAAGUCGGCAAACAGCAUUCACCCUGUCUCUUCCAGGUCAUAGCAGCGGGUAAACCGUAUCCACUGCACAAUUGCACAGCUACCGAAAUGUCAGCGGCCAUCGGGCGCGAGGACCUCGAGCAGCAGCAGCAGCAGCAGCAGCAGCAGAAAACGAGCGGAGGCAGUAAUUUGCAAGUGCAGCCGCAGCAGCAGACGAGCACGGGCUUGCUCGUGAGAUGCCUGAAAGGUUACGACGGUGGCUUACCCAUCCAGAGUUACCACGUCGAGGUGAUAAGCGUCGACGAAGACGAAGAUAGUCGAACUGUGCUGAAUAAGACCGUAGUGGCGUCGAGUCCAGUCUCGAGUAACGGCGGUCCGACCAUCGAAGUGGCUGGUCUCGUGCCCGGCAAAAGUUACCGACUAUAUCUCUAUGCGGUCAACGCCAAGGGUCGAAGCGAUCCCGCCAUGCUCGAGCCCGUGACUCUGAGGGGUGUCGCCAUGUACACGACCGGAAAUGCGGAUGUCUCGGUGUUCAGUCCGCUGCUGCUGGGUCUAGCGGCGACGGCGACUCUUUUGGCCUUAGCCGUCGCGGGCAUUUUGGCCGCCCUGUACAGGAAGCACUCGAGCGGCCACUCGGGAAGUCCGAAGCACGCGCCGAUUGUGUGCGAGCCACCCAACGCCGGAUCGACGACGCCGAUUCACUCGCAGACGAAGCAGCCGAUCGACGACAUCGAUCCCGACAUAAUACCCAACGAAUACGAGAGAAGACCUUUAACUUAUAUCCCAGUGUACAAAACGCCACCCCAACGAAGACGGAGGGUCGUCGAAGGUAGCUGCGCGACGACCACCGACGAAUCCAGCAUUUCGCCGGAAAAAAGACCGAUGAUUAUGCAGCAUCAGACGACGAGCGACGCGGCUCUACUGGUCCUGCCGGAGGCCGCACCGACGAUACGCCAACAGCUGGGUCCGUUGCCCACGCUACAACCGCUGCACUCGCCGCAUCAACAGUUCGGUGGUCUUGGAUUCAGCGCCAAUCAGCCGACCUUGGCGGACUUCAAGCAGAUGGCCUUCGAGGCCUACAAUCAACGCAACAAUCACAACCAAAACGUGUAUUAUAGUCUGCAGAGGGCGAGCAAAGGCGUCUCAACGAUGCCUCAGAGGCCUGUAACGUCGUCGGUCUCUGUGCAUGGCAAAAUACACCAGCCAGAGGUAGUCACUCGUUCUAAUCGAAUUCAAGAGAGUUGUAUAUAAAGCCGUUUGUGCAUGCCCGACCCCGGCACGAUCUUCUAUUCUACUUGUAUACAUUAUGAUUACCUAGAAAGACUUUUUCAGUAAGAAGUGCAGGGCAGCGAAGGAUUUUUUACACGAUCUACCCAACAAUCCUUAAUUACAAUCGAGAACUUCAUGUGUAUGUGUUUGUGUCAAAAAAUCAGUCUAUACUACAAGCCCAAGAGAUAUGAAUAUGUAGCGAAAGUGAAAUCUAUGUGACAUGAUAAUACUUUGUUUUGUUCCUAUAAGUGUAUUGUGAACCAAGAGUCUUUACUCUGAGUAUGUCUCAAAGAACAUUUUUCGGUCAGGACGAUAUAAUGUACUGAUAGAAUUUAUGAAAACUUUUAAACGAAUUAAGUAGUUAUAAAUUGUAAUUCAGAAUUACUGAUAUAAACAAAGAAACAUGUAAUAUUUUUUUCUAUAAGUAGGAUUAUUGCAGUGUAAUAGAAAUUUUUGUGUUAUAAGAUUAAUCUUAAAAUAAUAUAUUUUAUUUAAGGAUUUGCAAGUGUGAGCAUGUAUUUGCAAUGUAAAUUUGUUAUUUAUUUAUUUGUUGUAGAUAUAAACUAAAAAAAGAGGUUGUUUAGAGGAGAGCGUUGAAUAAUCAAGCACGUAACACACAUAUCUUCCAUGACAUUGUUUAAAAAAAUGAAUAUUGUUUUUAUUAAAAAUUUUAUCGAUUUUUUAGUAUUUUUAAAAAAAGCGUUGAUUACUUUUGAU